Drosophila gunungcola (fruit fly) is the source of this 2033-nucleotide messenger RNA. RefSeq lists its product as uncharacterized. The transcript has 3 exons. The coding region runs from base 1 to 1866 and encodes 621 amino acids. The record is from RefSeq and is a predicted model, not a curated record. NCBI's taxonomy places the organism in Eukaryota, Metazoa, Arthropoda, Insecta, Diptera, Drosophilidae.
AUGAGAGCGCGAGCUCUGCGGGACAUGAAUAAUAGCUCAUAUCGCAUUAUCAAAAUUCUCACCGAGUCUUUCCAAUAUCUCCACCAGCAUUCUCUUCGUCUACUGGUCCUUCUUGGUGUUCUACUGGCCACUCAGGGAAGAGUUGUAGAUCAGGAGAAGAUUUCGGAGUUGGUCGCCUCUCCGGCAGAUAUUAAGCCCUUGAAAGUCCAGCAGGAACUUGCCAACGAAAUACGGGAAACUCAACCUCUGCUGAUUGGUCCUGUUAAUACUCCUGAAAUUCCCGCAAAACCGAUUUCCGAAGCAAUCAAACCCGAAGAAGUCAAGGAAACCCAACCUCAAGUGGCUAACUCCAUCAAUGCUCUAGACAUUCAGGAAAGUCCAUCUCAGCUAGACAACUCCAACAAUUCUCCAGUUGCUCCUUCUCAGGCGAUUAAUCCAGUAGAGGUUACUAAGGGAAACCAAGAAAGUCAAUCUCAGUUGGUUAACUCAAUCAGUUCGGAAGUGGCACCUUCUGAUGCUAUCAAACCUGUAGUAGUUGAACCAGAAGUUAACCAUGAAAUCCAAUCUCAGCUGUCGAACUCAAUCAGCUCUCAUGUGGCAUCUUCUGAUGCUAGCAAACCCGUAGAAGUUGAACCAGAAGUUAAAAAAGACGAGCUAGUUCAGCUAAGUAACACCAUAAACUCAGAAGGAGUGCAAGCAGGCAUAGAAGUAAAACAAUCCACUUCCAAUGAGAUUACUAAGGAACAUGAAAUCCCCAAAGAACACUCGGCAAAACAAGGUCGCGACAACAAGAUUCAGUUUGCGUAUGAACAGCCCAGUCAAACCCAAAACCAAAACCAGCUCCUUAGUGUUCAAGACCUGGAAAAGAUCUUCAAGUAUCAGGAAGUGCAGGUGAUCAACGGAUCCCAGCCCUUGGGCCAGUACCAAAACCACUUUAAUAAGUUCCAGACAUACCCGAAGGUGGAAUACGUUUCUGUGGUGAACACCUCGGAAGCCAAUGUUACCCAUCACAUUCACAACCAUACGCACUACUAUCCUAACCAGAAGAAGCCCGGAUUUCCCUUUCCCUUUCCCUUCCUGCCAAAUCCCUUCGAGAAGUACGAGCCCACCUAUGUGAACUUGAAUCUUACCACGAACUCCACGGCUAAUGUGACGCAGCACACCCACAUCUACGAGGAGACCAAACCCUUCCCCUUCCUGCCCAAUCCCUUCACGGACUUCCCCAAGGUUGUGGGUCUUAGUUUGGUACUCCUCCCGAAUCCCUUCUUCGUAAACAAAAGCCAGGGCCAGCCUCAGGUGGUGAAUCUUCCAGCUGGAUACCAGGAGAGUGGCGAAUACCAGUACUUUGGAAAGUUCCGUGCCUUUUCCGAGGAACCCCAGAAGCAGCAGCAGCCACAGAAGCCCAGUUUCUACCUGAUUCCCAAUCCACUGGCCAAUCAGAUCGCCAAUGAGGGUCAAAAGGGUGAGGCCAAUGUCCUGCUCCCAGUGAAUCUGGCUGCUCUACCCCUUCUAGUUCCCGCUCCUGAAGUGGUCCAAGGCAAGGCAUCGUCUUCGGGAAGCAUCAGUUUCCAGGAUCUAAUCAAGGCCAGCAAUGUCCAUGUGAGCCAGCCGCUCAAGCUGCAGGCCAACAAUGGCAUGACCCAAAUUCAAAAGGAGCAGGCUGCCAUACAGCAGCUGAUCCUCAAUCAUCUUAGCGAGCAGACGAAACUUUUCCAGAAGCAAUCUCUUGGCGAUGGCAAGCGUUCCCAGUCUGCUUCGCCAGUUGGAGUCCAGGAAGAAGAGGAGAGCUCUGUACUAUUUGCCGUGGAGAUCCCGAAGCCCAUCUACCGCUUUUUCAAAGGCAUCUUUGGUGGUUUCUCCAACUAAGAAGCCAAAGAUCGCAACCGAAAUAACAACCAAUAACUUGGAAGGAAUGACAUACUAGGAAAAAUAGCAUAUAUUUAGGUUACUAAUUAAUAAUUUUUAAUUCAAACAAAUUAGAUUGCAACCAAAAGAACAAACAAGAACUAAGAAGGAUUUAGAAACUAAUAAAC